CCCGCCGCGCCUGGGGACCCCCGGCCUGGCCGGGGAAGCGGGGGAGAAGCAGCCGCCGGCCCGGGAGUGCCAAGCGGGGUGAAACCAAUGGAGGAGGAAAAGGAAGGCAGUGAGCAAAAAGAUCACAUCCCCCCGGAAGAUGAGAGCAGCAGCACAGAGGAAUGGCUCCCAGAGGACGAGGAAAAAGAGAAAGAAAGCAAGCAUGUCAUCAAAAAUAUCCCGUGGACUACAGCUAAGAACUUCACAGUGGAGAUAGGACAGCAGCAAAUUGAAGAACUAAUUUCUACAUGGGACAUUCAUGAAAGCUGGCUUCACCACUCAGAAUUUCUCGAGGAAGAAGAACUGAAGGACAGCAAGAGGUACCAUUACAGAGCUUGCUGGGGCCUCCCAACACGCAGAAAACCCAUCCCACGAGCAACAGCGAGUGUCUACUUCGUUAUAGUGAUCUCCAAACUCAAACCUGACACUGCACCUGUGGAGGUGUUCUACAGACUGGAGUCCAGCAGGCUGAUUCGGAGGCCAGAACAGUGUGAGUUUAGAGAAAAGUGGCUUCAUGACAUAAUUGAAAAUAAAGUACUGUGUGCAGAAAGACUUGCUUCCCGAUGAGCAGCUCCAAUUCACCAUUACCAGUCCUCUCUUGUGGAGAACCAAAUAAACAU
Molecule: messenger RNA, 659 nt
Organism: Melozone crissalis (California towhee)
Lineage: Eukaryota; Metazoa; Chordata; Aves; Passeriformes; Passerellidae
Gene: AKAP14
Product: A-kinase anchoring protein 14
Exons: 6
Coding region: 88-606 (172 amino acids)
Cellular component (GO): cAMP-dependent protein kinase complex
Molecular function (GO): protein kinase A regulatory subunit binding
Source: RefSeq, a predicted model, not a curated record